AUGUCGGAAGUCCCAGGAUCGGUAGUCUCCACAAACAAGCGCAAGAGGGUCGACUCCUCAACUGGGGGCGGUAAUGCACGUCAAUGCCAUCAUUGCGGACGGACUUUCAAAAGAACCGAGCACCUGUCACGGCAUGUGCGAACGCAUACCAAGGAAAAGCCCUUUUCUUGCAACUGCGGUGCUUCUUUUGGACGUCGAGAUUUGCUCACACGACAUCAGAGGGUGAGUGGGCAUGAUCCGGGUGAAGCUCCAAAUGCCGGCACACCGAUUGCUAUCGAGGCGCUUCCGAACGCACCACAGUUACAUGGUGAAGACAGCCAUUCGAACGAGUCGAUACAUGUGACUGCGAUUACCCCUGAUGUGCAGGAUCUCUCUCGGAAGAACUCACAGCCACAAACAGAAACUGUACUCCACCAAGUUGCCUUUGCGCCCGAGGAUGAGCAUUCACAGAGUACAAUGCAACCGAGAUUCUACGAUGCCGCAUCUCUUCCAACACCGUUACCAGGCGUCAACGAUAUCAUGAACCCGAGUGAUGCCGCAUCGUCCUUGGACCUGUCAGGCAUUGACCCCGACAUGCACUUUCGCGAUUUCGCCAGCUUCUUGGAUGGAGUUGGUUUGUGUGUUGACUGGAGCCCGAUACUUGAAAGACUGGAGGAACCCGCCGACGUAGCGACCAUCAAAGAUUUCCAUCGGCCCACACCUUCUAGUAUCGAUGUACGGACAAGGGCCGAGUCCCCGUUCAGUUCAUGGUUACCAUCAGCGCCUACGAGAGACAGAACGACUGAUAAUGUCUGUGAUAUAUCGAGUAGGUUGCAACACCAGCAGUAUUGUGAUCGAAACUUACCAGANGCAGAUCCCCGUGCUGUUGACCCUGAAGCUAGACGCUUUGAUGUGACAGAGGAGCAGCGCGUCAAGCUCCAGCACACGAUCAGUUCGUCACUGCAUAUCAUUGACCCAACAUUCCGACUACCAUCGCGUCACUCUAUGACUAGAUACAUCAAGUCCUUCUUCGGUGGAUUCCAUUUGCACAUGCCGUUCAUACAUGUCCCGACCUGGCGCCUGGAAGACCAUCCGCUAGAGGUGAUAUUCGGUAUCGCUGCUAUUGGCGCGCAGUAUUGCUUUGAGAAACGAGCGGCGGAGCAACUGUUCUUUGCUGGAAAGGCACUUGUCUUGCACAAGCUUGCGGGCUCAUCGGAAACCGGUGAUUCUCGUAGUUUUUCGAAUAUGAUUGACAGCGAUGAGAACCAGGUUACUGGCAUGUCCAAAAAGACUUCAUCCAUUGAGAUCAUCAGGGCUUUGCUCACGCUCAUGGGCUAUGCGACGUGGGAUCCAAAACCAGCAAUGGUGCGUCAAUCGUUUGCUCUGCAAGAGACUCUUACGCAGUAUCUCAGAAGUGAAGGUUUGCACGAAGAAGAGUCAAACAUAUCCGUGUCUGUUGAUCAGUCCAUUGAUCAGCGGUGGCAUAUAUGGAUAGCGGAAGAGUCGUCUCGCCGCACAAGACUGGUUGCUUUCUCAUUCCUCCAUACGCACAGCAUCGCUUACGACGUGUAUCCUCCUCUCCGGAGUAAUGAGGUAGGACUUCGUCUGCCGUGUUCUACCUUGGAGUGGACUGCUCCGUCAGCUACGAUGUGGGAUCAAGCGAGAAAAGCCGUAGCCAAACCACAGCUCUACUUCAAAGAAGCCUUGUCCUUACUGCUGGACCAAAAGAACGAGCCCGCCAGAUUGGAUCCGAUCCCGACGCCUUUGGGAAAUUAUGUUCUACUCCAUGGACUGAUACAGAGGAUACACAUUGUCAGGGAUCUAAGUCUGCCUGUGAUGAGCGAUAUGGCAGCUCUUCCGCCCGAAGAAGUUGAGAAGCUUGAUUCUCUGCUGGCCCUAGCCUACGCUCGCAUCUAUCUGAAUCUUGGCCCAUAUCGACAGCUCCAAACCCGAGACCCACAAUAUAUUGCCAAAGCUCUCGCGAGAUGUCCGGAAAUUGACCGUAGCGAGGGAGUCAUCGCAGCGCUGCUCUAUUCUACACACAUGCUCGGUAUUCCGGUCAGAUUGGGCGUCGAUCGAGUUGCGAAGAGUCAGGCGUUCUUUUGGAGCGUCAGGCACUCGCUGGCUAGUCUGGAUUGCGCUAUACUGUUGAGUAAGUGGCUUUCGAAUCUGACCCGUACUGCGGCGACUCAUCCGCUGAACGAUAGCGAAGAAAGAAUAUUAUACUGGGUCAAGUGUAUCGUUGAAGAAGCAUAUGCUGUUGUUGACUUUGAUGAACAGCCAGCUGAAGUCAUGGAUUCCAGCAGUCCUGCUGAUCUUGCGCUGGCUGUGCUAAAGAUCUGGGCACACUUCUUCAAAAGCAAUUCGCAAUGGCCGUUCAUCAACAUCAUCGGGCUAGGAUUGGCUAUGUAUCGUGGCAUGCUGCUUCAAACGAGAAGUUGA
Aureobasidium vineae is the source of this 2421-nucleotide messenger RNA. The record is from the annotation of a GenBank genome assembly. NCBI's taxonomy places the organism in Eukaryota, Fungi, Ascomycota, Dothideomycetes, Dothideales, Saccotheciaceae.